AUGAAAGGGAAAGAAAGAUCCCCGAUUAAAAAGCGCACCCGGGCUCCGGAGGAGGGGAGAGACCGAGGAGGAAGCCACUCGAGCAGCAAGAAAUCUGGAUCUGUACCCGCUCCUGGAAGCAACAGCUCGAUCCAAAGCAGCGCGUCUUCAAGGCGGAAUGUUCACGCAGAUAAAAGAGACAUGAGGGCGAUAGAGCACAAUCCUCCUGGAAGGACUAGUAGCGGAUACGAGUAUGUGGCUAAACCGCACGGAGGCGCUGACAUUUCCCCUGAAGCCUCGCGUUCCGCACGACCUCUGCCGAACACCGAGAGUGAGUACAAGACUUUAAAGAUAAGUGAACUGGGCAAUCAGCUCAAUGACGAGGAGAUAGAAGACGGGCUGUUUCACGAGUUUAAAAAGUUUGGAGACGUCAGUGUGAAAAUCAGCCGUGAAAACGAUGAGAGAGUUGCUUUUGUGAACUUCCGCAGACCGGAGGACGCACGCGCUGCCAAACACGCGCGUGGACGCCUCGUGCUUUAUGACAGACCUUUAAAAAUCGACACUGUUUACAUGAACCGCAGAAGGAGUCGCUCUCCCGUCUCCAAAGACACUUUUCUCCAAAGCCAAAGGCCUUCACACACUCAGCGGCCGCUGUCGCCUCCUGUCGGCUACAGAGACUACCGCCUUCAGCAGCUCGCCCUGGGCCGCCUGGAGCGGGACAGAGACUUCUACGACAAUCGCAGACCACCUUUCAUCCCUGAAUGUUUCCGUGACGAUGACCUCUUGAACUCUGAGGACGGACAAAGGCCAAACAGAACUUUGUUUCUGGGAAACUUGGAUUUGAGUUUGACCGAGAAUGACCUGCGCAGAGCAUUUGAACGUUUUGGAAUAGUCACCGAGGUGGACAUAAAGAGACCAGGGCGCGACCAGACCAACACUUAUGGAUUUAUCAAGUUUGAAAACCUGGACAUGGCCCAUAGAGCCAAACUGGCCAUGUCUGGGAAGGUCGUGGGUCAUAGCCCCAUAAAGAUAGGUUACGGAAAGCCUACACCUACCACCAGACUGUGGGUGGGAGGCCUGGGCCCGUGGGUACCAGUAGCUGCUCUAGCCAAAGAGUUUGACCGGUUCGGCACAAUUAGGACUAUAGACUACAGAAAGGGGGAGGCGUGGGCUUAUAUCCACUAUGAGAGCCUGGAUGCAGCACACGCAGCUUGGACUCACAUGCGCAGCUUUCCUCUUGGGGGUCCGGACCGGAGACUGAGAGUGGACUUUGCAGAAGCUGAGCAGCGCUAUCCACAGCAGCCAUACAUGCCGUUGCCACUGCCAGUGUCCCACUUUGACCUGGUCCCAGAGCCCUUUGCCCACAGACUGCCAGACCCUGUGCGACUGCGAGACCGGUCUCCCCCUCUACCAGCACGCUUCAGGGACAGAGACCCAUAUCCCCCUGAGUGGUCUGGUCUCAACAUACACGAGCGCAUGAGAGGUCCACCCUUUGACCAUGUGGAGCACCUGGACCGUCACCCCAGAGACGUUUGGGCCUUAGAGCAUGAGCGGGACCUCCUCCACAAUCGAGACAUGGGGCGCAAAAGGAGGCAUUUAGAGGACGGCUGGCGGCAUGACCGCUCUCCUGAACACAUUGACUAUAUCCCGCGUCGUCAUGGUAACUCAUUAGAGCGCAGCCCUGGAGGCAGUAGUCGGGAUGGUCGCUACAGUGACUCGGAGCGUCUGUCUCGUUCGGGCCGUCCCUCUCCUGGCAAAGAGAGAAACAGUCAUAACUUUGGAGAAAAGAGAAGAAGACCUUCCAGCCCGACACAACUCCUUUCAGACAGAGAGCACAGCCGCAGAACCAGCGACUCUGUUAAAAGCCCAAGUAAACGAGAGGAGCGCUCAGAUCGCACUCAUUCAAAGACUGCCCCGACAUCCAAACGAGCACAGAAGCUGAGUCCUGUAUGGCAGGGUGCCCUGCUGCUGAAAAACAGCAGUUUUCCUACAUUGUUGCACUUGUUAGAGGGAGAUCUGGAGUUGGCCAGCAGUCUGCUCGUGGAAGGCCCCACUGGAGGUCCCGUGUCCCAGCUGAAGAUUGCACAGCGCCUGCGCCUGGACCAGCCCAAACUGGAUGAAGUGUCUCGUCGCAUCAAAGCAGCAGGCUCUGAUGGAUACGCCAUCCUCCUGGCAGUUCCGGGAAAGACCGAGGAGGAAGCAGACAGCAGCUCGACGGAGCGACCCCUGAAAAAUCUGGUGUCGUAUCUGAAGCAGAAGGAGGCGGCCGGUAUCAUCAGCCUCCCUGUUGGGGGCAGUGGCCGAGACAAGGACAACGCUGGAGUGCUCCACGCUUUCCCUCCUUGUGAGUUCUCGCAGAAGUUUGUGGAUGCUGCGGCCAAAACCUUUGCUAAAUCCGAGGAGGACUGUAUGGUUAUGGUCAUAAUCAAAGGAGCGUCCUGA
Knipowitschia caucasica is the source of this 2421-nucleotide messenger RNA. The record is from the annotation of a GenBank genome assembly. NCBI's taxonomy places the organism in Eukaryota, Metazoa, Chordata, Actinopteri, Gobiiformes, Gobiidae.